This is a messenger RNA of Zea mays, 578 nucleotides long. Its product is annotated as probable nucleolar protein 5-1. Bases 123 to 578 code for a protein of 151 amino acids. The transcript is spliced from 3 exons. Gene Ontology annotation, cellular component: box C/D methylation guide snoRNP complex; small-subunit processome. Gene Ontology annotation, molecular function: snoRNA binding. The record is from RefSeq and is a predicted model, not a curated record. Lineage: Eukaryota; Viridiplantae; Streptophyta; Magnoliopsida; Poales; Poaceae.
UGGGAUUGUCCCACAGCUUGUCUAGGUAUAAGCUGAAGUUCAGCCCUGAGAAGGUUGAUACAAUUAUCAUUCAAGCCAUUGGAUUAUUGGAUGAUCUUGACAAGGAGCUUAACACUUAUGCCAUGAGAGUUCGUGAAUGGUAUGGCUGGCACUUUCCAGAGCUCACCAAAAUAGUUAUAGAUAAUAUACAGUAUGCCAAAGUUGUGAAGAUGAUGGGCAACAGAGUUAAUGCAGUCAACCUUGACUUCUCUGAGAUAUUGUCAGAUGAAGAGCUAGAAACACAGCUAAAGGAGGCAGCAGUAAUAUCCAUGGGAACAGAAGUUAGUGACCUUGACUUAUCGAAUAUCAGAGAGCUAUGUGAUCAAGUGCUGGCCCUUUCUGAGUACAGAGCCCAGCUGUAUGACUAUUUAAGAAGCAGGAUGAACACUAUUGCACCAAAUUUGACAGCACUGGUGGGUGAAUUAGUUGGCGCUCGCCUUAUUGCACAUGGUGGAAGUUUGCUAAAUUUGGCCAAGCAGCCUGGUAGCACAAUUCAGAUACUUGGUGCAGAGAAGGUUUGUUUACUUGUGAAUGGAUGA